Nicrophorus vespilloides is the source of this 316-nucleotide messenger RNA. RefSeq names its product cytochrome b-c1 complex subunit 10-like. The record is from RefSeq and is a predicted model, not a curated record. NCBI's taxonomy places the organism in Eukaryota, Metazoa, Arthropoda, Insecta, Coleoptera, Silphidae. The coding region runs from base 96 to 263 and encodes 55 amino acids. Gene Ontology annotation, cellular component: mitochondrial inner membrane. The transcript is spliced from 2 exons. Gene Ontology annotation, biological process: mitochondrial electron transport, ubiquinol to cytochrome c.
CAUAGCGAAAUAUAUUCCUUGUCAGUCGUUCACUGCGACAAGAAAAGUUCGUAUUGAUUUAGAAAUACAACAAAUCCAAUAAGGAUCCCAUCGAAAUGGUUCUAAGAAGUCUUGGAAAGAAGCACCUUGAGAUUGCUACCAAAUGGGUGGGAUCUGCUACUGCUUUCGGAGCCUCAGCUGGUAUGGCUGUGGUCUACAUGACUGACUGGAAGCUGAUUCUUCAAUAUCUCCCAUACUACAAUGGCAAAUUCGCUGAGAAGUAAAUGUAUUUAUUUAUACAGCACUUAUAGUCAUAAAUAAAAACUAGAAAAACAGA